AUGGCAAUGUUUGCGCAGCUGUGGGAGUACUGGCACUCUCGACAGUACGAGGAGGCAGCCGGCGAGGUCUGCCGACUGGUCGGAGUGGAAGAGGAGGUGUUUUCAUCACAGCGGCAGCUGCUGACUGCUGCCGGAGCUGUACAUGCUUCCGAGUGCCCGGCUUGGUCCGAGGAGGAUCGAUCCGUAGCACUGCUUGGGCGCAACUGCUGCAACCGAUUGGCUGAGAGACACUUGCGCAACAGCAACUGGCUCGAAGCAGCUCGAUGGUGCGCCCUAGCCUGGCGACUUGAGGGUGGUCAGAGCUGUGCAAGUCUUUGGCUGGAAGAUGGCAGCUGGGCAGCUGCUCGCUACCAGCGCUUAUUCCAUGCAGCAGAAGUCUUUCGCCUCGCAAUGGGCGGAAGAGGCCAGAAGGCCUCAAAGGCGAAGCCAGCCGAGGGAGGCGAUGGAUCGGAGUAUUUGCAGGCUUCCAGACGAUGCCUGGAAACUUGCGAGGCAAUACUCCAGAGGUGGCCGACCUGCACUGCCAACCCGGAAGGUAUUUACACCUGCCUGGCAGAAAUCUGUUGGCAGCUGAAGGACAUCGCUGCCGUGAGAUGGAGCUGCCGACAAGCGUCUUCCGUCCGACAAUAG
This is a messenger RNA of Symbiodinium sp. CCMP2456, 630 nucleotides long. The record is from the annotation of a GenBank genome assembly. NCBI's taxonomy places the organism in Eukaryota, Dinophyceae, Suessiales, Symbiodiniaceae.